AAGCCCCAAUGAGACAUCGACAGCUUCACGCGAAUUCGACAGAUGGUAAUCACUGGAACAGAAGCAACUAGACGUAUGUUUUAUCAAACAAAGCGGCUUAAGAUAAGACUCUUCCACAAUCUCCUUGAAGCACGUAGCUUUCUUCUGUAGUAUCAGUCAGUUCAACUGAAAAGGUGUCCUUUCAGUUUCGUUGUCUCUAUAAAGGUAUGAGAAAUUCGUCAUAAAAUGUACUCUAAAUGUACUCGUCUUUUUACCUAAUAUAGGAAUUAAAUAAAAGUAAUUCUACCAUCAAGUUAUCGUCGGUCUUUAGGUUCCUCGGAAGCCGUUUAAGCAGACUUUGGUUUUGUAUUUAGGAAUUCUCUUUUGUUGAUCCUGACACCCUUUGGUCUUAAAACGGAAUUUUCUUUUUGGACCGAAAACACCUUUCUUCCUCUGUGAUCACGUAGAAUAAUUGUUGUAGACUCCAAACCAUCAUUGUUCAUGCAAGAUCUCGCAGCGAUACCAUGAGCCUGGAAAGUUAGUUUAAAAAGUUAGUUAGUUGUAGUUGUAUACGUUUCUUAAAAGAGGGAAAAAUGAAUGUCAACAAGGUGCAAAACGAAAGAGUACAAGCAGAGUGUGAGUGAGUGUGAAGCAAAAUAUAUUAAAGAAAACUUUUACACGUACAGUGAUUGGCAUGUUAUAGCAUAGUUUAAAAGUAGCCAAAACUGUUCAUGAGAAGAAUGCAAACUGAUCAGAGACUCUGGCAUCGUAGGAUUUCUUUUAUUCUCUUUCAAAAGUGAUAAACUUUAAAGUACAUGACGUUACGAACCGAGUCAAAUUUAGAAGAAUUUGUACGGAGUCGUAAGAGCAUAAGUCGGAUACCUAAGAGACAAUUUACCCCCGAAAAGCAAGUUUGGCAAGUAGACAUCACGGUAGGUGUUGUUUCUUCAGAGAAUCCCCACUAAUCCAAUAGUUUCACAAAUUUAAUUUGAAUUUAUGACCCACACUUUAGGACUCUGUUCUACCACUUUCUAAAGUCGACGUAUGACGAAACUUAUUUUCUAAAGAAGUACUUCAUUUAUUUUUGCCUAGAAAUGUUCAGCAAUACAAGUUCUUGCCAUCAUAACCUGCCUUCAAAAACGGCUUCGAUCGCCAAAGUAACAGCAUACCUCCUCAUCUUAGUGGUAUCCACAUUGGGUAAUCUGCUGGUCAUUCUUGUAGUGGUACGAAAUCAACGCUUACGAUCAGCUGUCAUCAAUCAAAUGAUCACCUCCAUGGCAGUUGCUGACUUGCUGACGUCAUUAUUUAACAUGACAGUUGAAAUAUGGAUCUAUUCAAAAGAAGCCACUGGUCACCAGGUUGUUUGGUUUGAGGGCGUCAUUGGCGCUGUCCUUUGUAAGGUCAUUGUUUUUGUUCAGGGCUUCUCAUUGGCCUGUUCUGUUUUAACACUUGCCGCUAUAGCGGUAAAUCGAUUCUUCGCCGUGUUUUUCCCUCUUAAAAUGGGAUUUGGCAAAUCAGCAUCAACAGUGGUGAUUUGUUUAAUCUGGUUAGCCUCCUGCGCCACAGCAUCCCCAAUGUUGUACGCCAUGAAAGUCAUAAAAGUAGACGGAAACCUACAAUGCGUAGAGCAGUGGACGCCAGUCUUUAACGGCGAGUCAUCAAAGAAAACUUACACCCUUCUAUUGCUAACGCUGCUAUACGCCUUGCCUCUUGGUAUAAUAACAGUCUUGUACACAGCUGUUGUGAGGAAAGUCUGGAGAAGGCAAGUUCCUGGAAAUAUCACAAGCCCAAAUCAACAGCUAGAGUUGGUCACCAAGAAGCGUGUUCUAAGAAUGCUUAUCACAGUUGUGAUAGUUUUCGCGCUCUGCUGGUUUCCCUAUUACACUUAUCUUAUUCUUACUUUCGUUGUUUAUGGUCCAGAUAAUUGCAGUCCUCCUACAAGCGUGGUGUUCGUGGGCCUCUUUCUUGGUCAUACAAAUUCUGCGAUCAAUCCGUGUAUCUACGCGAUUUUUAACAAAGAGUAUCGUAGCAGUCUCAUGGCGGUAAAUCGAGAAUGCUUGCUAUCGUUACACGGAAGUCGUGUCCCAAGAACUCUCAAUCAAGGCCUGGUAAAACUCACGCAGCUUGGUACAGGUAAUUUGACAAUUCGAGAACAAGCAAACUCUCUCGCAGACUAAAGAAACUUCGAAGCGACAAAUGUUUCAAAGGGAUUUACUCAUGUUUUUUGUUAAUGUGACCAGGCAAGCAUCUAUCUAAGUUGCUCAAAUUGUUUGCAUCAAGAAAUAUCAAAAUCAUAUAAUAUAUAGUUAUUAUAUAACAACGGUAAUAUAAAUGAACAAGUUAAGAAUAUAAUAAAAUGUAUAAAAUUCUCAUAGUUUAGAGUUGCAAAGUAAGAUAUAUAACUUCCAAAACCACAAACCAUGUUAAAAUAACGAGGAAGUUAAGGUAAUACAAAAUCACAGAUGGUUAAAUAUAUCAAGCUGCGUUUUAACAAUUUUAUUCCUGUAAUCAAACCUUAAAAAGAACUUUUAAUCUCUUUCUCAUCUAUUUCACUCUAAAACUUAAUGCAUACCAACUCGACAAUAAAGAAAGUCAAAGAUGGGAGAAGAAGAUUUGAACAGUAUUUUUUGCUAGGUAAUCCAAGGGGUCAUUUGUGGGUGAAUUUUUUUUCUUGCCGGCUGAUCUUGCGAAAGAGGCAAGAAAUGAAGUUCUCUCAAACUGAAUAGAACUGGGCACGAGUUACAAUUAGGGUAUCAGUUUUUACGUGAUCGUCACGUGAUUCCGUUUUCGUUUCUUGCCAAACAGUGCAACAGCGUUUUCCCGACUCUCCCAUCCUUCUACCAGUCCAGAAAAAAAAAAAAAAAAAAGAAUAAAAGGUGUGAGUUGUUUGACAGUAGUGUAUCAGUUUCAGGAAGGUUUUUUGUCUUUUUGACUUUUGUUUGUUGUAAAAUUUUUGUGACGGCUGUGAUUAAAGUGCUGUAACUUUGUUGUGUGCAGACAAAUGGCAUUCAGUGUGUGCUGAACAGGCUAUAUUUGAAAAUAAUUGGAUAAAUAUAAAAGAAUCCCAGGAAACUUUUUUAAUGAAAGUACAGCGCAAUAUUUAACCUCAUGAACUUUCUCUUUUGUUUGACUGUCAGCUUGAAAUACAAAUAGCAAACUGAGCGAGCCUUGACUCGAUUUGGUAAAGGAAAUGACUUUACGGGUUGCUUUUUUUCACUAGUUUUUGAUGGUUCGAUCAGUUGAACACAAGCCACGACUGAUGAUACUUACAGUUUUUCAAAAGUAAAAGGAUUAAUCUUUACCGUAGGUCCCUGCAUGAUCUGAUUGUCACGCCGAAAGUUAAUUUUUCUAGUCUUUCUAUAUUCUAGAAUAAUAUAUUCAAUUUCAGUAGCCUUUACAAAAACCGAUAAGCAAAUAUUGAUCAAAGGAAGACUUUUUUCUUACUCGAUACGCGUUCUAUCUUAACCUUUCCAUAUGAAAUCUAUUUCGAUUUUAAUUUAAUUUUUAGCACAACUUAAACUCUCUUUGUAAGAAAGUACUAGUCACGAGUUGUGCCGUGUUGCCAGUUCUGGGCAGCCUUCCUCCGCAUGUAUAAGUAUAGCUAACUGCUAAAGUGCGGUCAGAUUAGCUCGCCUACAGCAUCAAAGGUCCCGGUAUACCAAACUAGGCAAAUAUCAUCAAUGCUCAAUCUCUUGCAACAAUACUGUAAUCGCGCUUCACAAAGACGAUUUUACAAAACUGAUAUAAAUUUGAUUAAAAAACACUUUGCAAUGAUGCUCAAAUAUCUUGUAACAUUCAAGGCUGGCUUAAAACAUUAUUUUGCACUCUAACAUCAUUUUGUUUCCUCUUCCCUGAAACGUUUCUGUUUUUUUUUGUUUCUUAGAGAUUUGAUUUUGUUUUUGUUUUCUGUUUUUGCUACAGUCACCCGCUUUCACAUGCUCUCAGAGUUUACUCUUCACCUGGCCAUUGCUACAAUAAAUAAGAAAACAACAAAAUAAAGGGAAAAAAACCAAGCGGAGUUUUGAAUUAAAUCAAGGAUCUGCAUAAGUUUUAAUUUAUUACUAUUUAAACCGACACAUCGUUUAGCACUUUCUUCAAAUCAGCUUAUUUACAUUCACAGGGCAUAACUGUAAUGUCAUAUUCAUGUCGGAAAAUGUUUUACUUGAUAUGUCGGUGUUUUUCUUUAAAGUACAAUAUAAUUACACCCGUCACCCUGAUGUCUUGUUACUGGCUGCUUUUCCGGACAUGACCCCCUUAAUCGUCCGGCACUCGAUACAGUCUUCACUUAUCUUAUUCUGUCGUGCUUAAAUCCAUCUAUAUAUGCCGACAAAAGAAACAUAACAUUUUUUAACAUGCUGUUUUAAAAACCUACUUUUGCUCAUUUGAGUUAUCUGAAAGUGCAAAUGUUUUAAUACAAAGUACGGUGCUAUUACUUUCAUCAUUUAAAAUUCUACGUUAUCAACAUCGCCACUUUUACCGAAAAUUUCUCAGCUCACCUUGUCAUCACGAAAUUGAACUGAUCUUACAAAAGAAACUGUGAUUUUACGCCAUAUCGGUUUGUUCAGUUUUAAGAAUGUCUACCACGUGCACAAGAGGUAAGAAUCAAAAUCCUGCUUUUCUUUAAUUGCCCUUAGUGAAAAAUUUGAAUUCAUGAUGCUUGAGAUGCUUAUUUUAGGCAGAUGAGACGUUUCUUAAACGUUUCAGUAUCUCAGUUUUCUCUCUUUCUUCCUUUUUUUAUUUUUAUUUUUUUUGGCAUCUGGCAUCUCAGUUCAUCAUUCGGAUAAUGUCGGCUCCUCUUUUUAUUAGUUCCUUAGACAUUGAAUAGUCCUAGUUACCUCGCUUCUCUUUAUAUUCUUUUUCUCCCUUCUUCUUCUUAAGGGAAAAGAACUUGAAUGGCACUGUACUAUAACAAUUGAGGUAGAUCUUUGUUUCCUUUCACCAAGCAACACUUCGGCAAAUAUUUCUCAAUUGUAAUUUCAAGAAUCCAAACGGCCGGCUAAAUGUGUUAACUGACUUUGUAAAUGACUCACAUCAGAGGGCAGCCAAGAGACAUCAAGCGCAGACAUAGAACUAACUUUCCUUUGUAGUUGAAAAUUCCGCUUCGAUAUAUUUCUGGUUAUGUCGAUAUAGAUUUGUUAACUACGUCAGAUAGAAACGAAAAUUUUAUUUAACAGUAUUGCUUUUCCAUAUCGAAUUAUUACAACAUCAUUACGGCAUAUGAAGUUAAACGCCAACUUUAAUUUCUGUGCACCCUAUUUAUGUUUGAAUGAAACUAAGAAUAAUUACAAUAUAACUGCAUUUAAAAUACACGCCUGCAUCUUGGCCUUUUCAGAAAAUAGAAGAUGAGAUUCAGUGCUGAUGGUUGUUUAUUUGCCUUUUUAUAAAUACGAAUCUGUUUUCCGUUCCUUGUCACAACAGGCAUGAAGCAUGAAAAUACAAUUUUAACUGUUGAACAUUUUUGUACCUCCAAAAGUACUUCACCUAGUUUCAAAUUUAAGGAGAUUUCCUAAUACCAAAUACAGAUUAUUCAUACUAAAAACGCACAUAAUUUUAAGCUGUCAAUCUUGAAUGCAUAUAACGAUGUGUGGUUCGAGAAAAAUACAUAUUCCAAAAAUCUCGUCAAACUUACUUUACGUUUAAAGUGUUCGUUCAAUAUUCUAUUCGUAAAGACAAAUAUCGAUAAUUGCUUUUUAUCGUUCAUAAGAGACAGCUGAUCGGAAAAUAAACAUCGGCAGAAGAGGAUUCGUGAAAGUAGUAAUUAUUUUAUGUUAUGACUAUGGUUGUAUUUUUAUUUUUUUGUCCUGCUUUAUAAGGAACAUACAAGUAAAAUAUGGCUUUCAACGUCACCUUGAACUUAAGCUAUUCAUCAAGCUGCCCACAGCCUCACCCGACCAACAUCGGGGCCACCUGUCAACUCAUAGCAUACAGCAUCAUUUUCAUUGUUUCCAUAUUUGGCAAUAGCAUUCUUAUCGGUGCUAUAUCAAGUAAUUCCCCUCGUACUCAAUCCGUCAUGAACUACUACAUCGUCAAUAUGGCAACUGCUGACCUCCUGACAACAGUGUUCGACAUGGGAAUACAGAUCUGCCACUAUGCUCUGAUGGUCAUGAACAGACCAUUUGAAUGGUUGGAUGGGUUAAAGGGCGUAUUUCUUUGCAAGUUUAUCGUUUUUAUUCAAGGCGCAGCUAUCGCAUGUUCUGUGUUCACAUUGGUGGCCAUUGCGAUUAACCGAUUUCUUGCUGUUGUGUUUCCAUUUCGUCGAAGCCGAAAAAACAGAACAGUAAUUAUGGCAAUUUCUCUAAUCUGGAUGUCUUCGUUCGCUAUUGCAUCGCCUAUGCUCUACGCUAUGCAUGUGCAGAAUGUGGACGGCAUUUUGCUUUGUCUGGAGAACUGGGGACCACUUUUUGACAACAGUUCUUCGCCAGGGAAUUACACCUUGGCGCUGUUCUGCUUACUCUUCAUUAGUCCACUGGCGGUAAUAGCCACCUUUUAUUUAAUCAUUGUUUUGAAAGUCUGGUUACGUUCCGUUCCAGGUCACGUAACCGCUCCUAACCAAUUACACGAAAUCGAAACAAGGAAGAAAAUUCUCAAGAUUUGCAUUACCGUUGUGCUCGUCUUUGCACUUUGUUGGCUUCCGUUUUACAUAUAUCUUAUUCUUUAUUUUAUUGUUUCUCAAGAUAGAAAUAGUUGUGGACCCCCUGAAUAUGUGGCUUUUCUAGGAUUGUUUUUUGGCCAUGCAAACAGUGCCAUAAACCCUUUUAUUUACAUCAUGUAUAACAGUGACUACAAAAAAGGUAUAAAGAGGGUUCUAAAGCGACUUCGAUGUUCCUGUAGAUAUAACAGAGUGCGCAUGCGUACUGGCCGAAAAACCUUACAGAGCUUCCCAUCUCUCCGAACCUUUAGGGAACUUGAAAUGACCACGCUGUAG
Porites lobata is the source of this 6904-nucleotide messenger RNA. The record is from the annotation of a GenBank genome assembly. Lineage: Eukaryota; Metazoa; Cnidaria; Anthozoa; Scleractinia; Poritidae.